ACCACGCUGCCUGUGCCUGUGUAUCGUGCUGCUGCAUUUUUUUUCCUCUCUCUCUCUCACACACACACACACACACACACUCAUUCUCUCCCUGUGCUAUUAUUCAGAGUCAGCCAGUGUGGUUUGUUGUUUGCUGUGCAGGCGGCUGUAUGGGGCAGUAUCCUGGACGUCAGUAGAGACUCCUCUCCAUGGCCUGUCAUCCCUCCAGCUCGGGCUCCUACACAGUGGUGAUCAUCCCACUCAGGACCAGCCUCUACAGCCUGGACGCACUGCACUUCUACCUAUGGAUUAAGCGCCUGAAGGAUCUAGAGAGGGAGAAGGACGCUCUGUGGUCUGGGCUGGAUAUUCUGGAGAGGGCUCGAUUCUGGUACCUUCAGCGGCUGCAUGAGAACAGAACCCGGCAGGACAACGUCGAGACCAAAACGAGGCUCGGCUCCUGCCAGGAAGAUUCAGCUGAGACUCGCUCCUGCCUCCUCAGGUCUCGGAUCCUGAGGGUGAACGGCUCCCUGGGUUCUGUGAUGACUGAGCCCAACGUGAUGAGCAGCAGCAACCCCUCUCUGCCUGAAACUGUGGCUGACAGCGACCUCCGGUGGCACAACUCAGUACUGACUCAGGGUGUGAGCGACAGAAAUCGUCAGAUCUCCGUGUUGGAGCUGGAGAAAGACGCUCUCCUCGAGCAGCUGGAUGAACUGCAAGUCUACUGACAGCACUAGUGCAUAAAUAUACACCCCUGCCAUACUGCUGAUUUACAUUUCACUGAAUGUCCCACAGCUGAUUGCUUUCUAACAUGUAAAUAUGUAUUUAAAUUAAUAAAUUACAGCUAAUGAUGCAUCACUUGUUUGAUGAACCAGUUUCUCUGAAGCCAGGCCCUGCUAUCAUUAACGAUAUAAUCGUUACAGCUCAUAAGUGCUUUCAAGAGCAGUUUAUACAAUAGCUGUUCAAUAUAAGAAGUAGGCACAAGACUUAAUAAUACCUUAAGAUAAUAAUACUUUAAAUGAUGUAAGUACAGUGCAUAGAAUUAUUUUUUUUUACAAUUGUAGUUACUUUUCAAAUUAAAAGUACAAGUCUCAGUUUAUUAAGGUUGACGUAUUUAUAUAGAGUAAUAUAGUAUAUUAACGAUAGUAUAUUUUGGUAGUUUUAUAGACAGACUACCAACAAUUAUUUAUAGCAGUUAAAAUCCAUAUGUCAACAAUAAUGAUCCAAUCAUACAAUAUACAGUAUAACACUGAUUGGGACCAUUCUGUCCUGUGUAAAGAGCCCUUUUUCAUAUAUAAUGUAAAUUUGUUGGAAAUAUUUUUUAUAAUUUUCUUGUAAAUGUAGGAUAUUUGCUUUACUUUUACUUUUAUUUUUUCUUCAAUGUUUUAA
This is a messenger RNA of Hippoglossus stenolepis (Pacific halibut), 1365 nucleotides long. It is a transcript of the gene sapcd1, whose product is annotated as suppressor APC domain containing 1. Bases 189 to 704 code for a protein of 171 amino acids. NCBI's taxonomy places the organism in Eukaryota, Metazoa, Chordata, Actinopteri, Pleuronectiformes, Pleuronectidae. The transcript is spliced from 4 exons. The record is from RefSeq and is a predicted model, not a curated record.